GACUGGAUUGACCUUUUUUUCUAUAUACAUCUAUAUCUUUGAUGACCCUUCUGGCGCUCGUUCUUGGGCGUUCUUUGAUCUGAUGUGUGAUCUUGUCUCUUGUCUUUUGGCUUGGACACUCUUCCUCGCUUCUCGUGUGUGGGGAUCGGAACUUUUUCGACCGAUUUGACUGGUGGAUUUCAUAUAAUAUGGCCGUGCCCGGUGCCUGUCUCCGCCCUUGCGUUAAUCAUCUCCGAUGUGGUGUCGCUGAUGCCCGUUGCUCAACUGUUUCUCUUAUUCGGGCUUUCUCUGGUCUUGUGCAACCCUGUGGCCCUUGUUGUGUUAUUUCGCUCACUUUGCUCACCCCUGCAUCACCGGCUUCCCCGCAUCUUGUACCCACAUGGUGAAACAUGGCCCCCCCCAUAUUCGUAAUCACUCUUGUGAAUGCGGUGUAUGUUGUAUACCCGUGACGUGUGGAACAACAACCCUUGCCCUUCGGAUCCCUGGAUUCUUUUGACUUGGGUUCUCAUCCUUACACACACUCGAACGAAACACGGAACACGAAACACGAAAAUACCGGUUAUUGUCCUUUAUUUUGUUUUUUCAUAUGCGCGGAUUAUCUGGGGUUGUGGCUUUACGGUGUCCCUGCAAACUUCGCUCGGUGGCUUGCGAACUUUUGCUUGGCCUCUAAACCGGUCACGGGUUCCUUUAAUGUAUGGGCUUACGAAUCACGGACUACCUUCUCCGUCCUUUCUUUUUUCUUUCUUUUUUUUUUUUU
This is a messenger RNA of Cantharellus anzutake, 757 nucleotides long. RefSeq lists its product as uncharacterized. The transcript has a single exon. The record is from RefSeq and is a predicted model, not a curated record. Lineage: Eukaryota; Fungi; Basidiomycota; Agaricomycetes; Cantharellales; Hydnaceae. Bases 189 to 386 code for a protein of 65 amino acids.